Molecule: messenger RNA, 2656 nt
Organism: Postia placenta MAD-698-R-SB12
Lineage: Eukaryota; Fungi; Basidiomycota; Agaricomycetes; Polyporales; Adustoporiaceae
Exons: 8
Coding region: 1-2580 (859 amino acids)
Source: RefSeq, a predicted model, not a curated record
AUGUCCAACCAACAGCAUGUGAACCCUAGAACCAUCCAAGACAAGUUCAUGGUUGGGUAUCAGGGGUGGUUCACCUGUGCUGGGGAUGGACCACCCCUAGGACCCGGUCAUCAUGGUUGGCUGCACUGGUUUAACUACCCUAUCCCUGAUGGAGGGCGUCCUAAUACCGAUUUGUGGCCCGACGUAUCGGAUUAUUCGCCAUCCGAGUUGUAUCCCGCCCCAGGGCUCAAGUACUCAAAUGACGAGCAAGCAUUCCUAUUCUCUUCGCGCCACCCGAAGACCGUGCAGAGGCAUUUCCGAUGGAUGGCAGAGCAUGGCGUAGACGGUGCUUUCCUGCAACGUUUCGCUGGUCAGACUGACCUGGAAGCAGGAAAUGAAGCGAUCAGGAACCAAAGGGACGAGGUAGGCGACCGGGUCAGAGAAGCUGCGGAGCAGGAAGGUCGAGUCUUUGCGAUCAUGUAUGACAUCGCUGGCGUGUCUCCCGAACGAAUACAGAGGGUCAUCGAACACGACUGGAUGCAUCUCAUCCACGAGAAAGGUGUCCUAGAUAGCCCUAGCUAUCUUCGAGAACGUGGACGUGCAGUCGUCACUCUAUGGGGAUUUGGCUUCGCAGAUACGGGACAUGAUCCCGCUACAAUUCGUGCAAUUACGGCGUUCAUACGGAACAACACGCCUGGCGGUGCAUACAUCAUGGCUGGCAUUCCUGCGCACUGGCGCACAUCUGUGAGCGAUGCUGAUCCCAAUCCGGAAUUUGUCAACGUCUGGCUGGAGGAGUUUGAUGCACUUUCUCCUUGGACUAUCGGCAGGUAUCACAACGAGGAGACAGCAGAUUGGUUCGAGAAGGAGAAGAUAAAGGGAGAUGUCGAGCUAAUCAAUGAGAGGAACAAAUUAUGGGAGCAGGGCAAAGUCAAGAGGAAGAUUGACUACAUUCCAGUCAUCUUUCCUGGAGGAUCUGGUCACAAUCUCUCUGAGGGAAAAUGGGGAUGGAAUGAUGCGCCUCGACAAGGUGGACGAUUUAUGUGGAGACAAUUAGUGAAUGUGCGUCGCCACGGCGUGCGCACAGUUUAUGGUGCGAUGUGGGACGAGUACGACGAGGGGACCGCAUUUCUACCAGUUGUAUCGAAGAAACACCAAGUGCCUGUGCUAGAGACGCACAAGUUCAUGGCCCUUGACGAAGAUGGAUAUGACCUACCGCCAGAUUGGUAUAUGCGUAUCUGUGGGUUCGCAGGCGAAAGCCUUCGGGGUGAGCGCAUCCUUCACGACACCUUCCCUUCCAAGGAACUGGAAGACUAUUGGUCGACACGACCACGCUAUGAGGAUAACGAAGCGCAAGCGGGGCCGUCGAUGUCUAGUGAAGGAAAGUCCUCAGGCUACGCCGAAUGGUCCAAGGCCUUAGAAGGCCAUGAGGGUGAUGUCGACGUACCCCCUCCUCCAUAUACGCUAGAGAUGGAGAACCCUGCCACCGAGCCCGUGACCCCUGCGGCACCUGCUGCAACACAUCUUGGGACCUCGGUAUUGCGCGCAGGAAGUGUAGGACCACCGUUACCUCCACCAUCAACGCGCCCUUCUCGAAGUUCAACAUUAUCGUCCACAUCAUCAUCGAGUUCUUCGGGAUCAUCUUCCUCUUCAUCAUCACACUGGGUUCCUCCCCUGGUCAAUCGUGCUUCUCGUCCUGAUGCAGCUGCUUCACUGUCGAGGACACACUCUUCCCACCCGUCACAAGUACAGACUCUUAGUGAUCAAUUCAGCAAACAGACCAUUGAGGAUGCUGAAUAUGAGGGGGCCUCGCUGAACCGGGCUUCGUCGCACAAUGUUUAUACCGCCCAACCAGGACAGCCCGCCAGACUGACAUCAGAAGUGUCUCAGGCUACAUGGCCUCCGACUGAUUGGGGUGUUUCUAACUCGGCACAGACAUAUCCCGGAUAUCCCGGACACUCUCAGCAUGACCAGAGUUACACACCGGGUUAUGCCCCUGGCUAUAUACCAAAUGGUCCACCACCCCCGUUGCAGCCUCGACCAUCGUUGUCGCGCCCAUCGCCCCCACAGCCCUAUGGAUCAACGCAUGCAACGAGCCAUUCCAGAGUUAAUGAAUUUCCUUCAUUCAAUGGUCCUCCAGGAUCUCCGGGUGCAUAUCAUCCGCACGCGCCACACUCUCCGCCUCCGCCCCAUUCACCGCAUUCAUCCUAUUCCCCUCAUGCCCCUCCUCCCCAUCUUCCACCCUCGCCACAUCCGCCUCACUCACCGCACUAUUCCUACAUGCCUCCGCCAGGUCCACCUCCAGGCCGUCCUGAUGUACAGUUCCCGCAAGCUUACCCCGCACCACAGCACCCACCGCAGCCUCUGGACCCGUAUGGGUUCCCGUACCCGGCACCGGGCCCCCAGAAUGUGUAUGGCGGCCCGUACCCUCCUCCCCCUGGGCCGCCGCCUCCGCCGCCUCGACCCGGAUCGUAUCCGAACUCAGGCGCUCCGCUUAUGGACAGGAGACCUUCGCUCUCAUCGAAUCCCCUCGGAUACGCCGAAGCACGCCUACAGAACCUGGCACAGAGUGGGCAAAGACUCUGGAAUAAGCAUACUAAGUAACAAGAUACAUCAGCGAGCUACAUCUCAAUCUCCUUGUGGGUGAUAUAUAUAUGCGUCGUGUGGUCGAAACAAGUAC